Messenger RNA from Cantharellus anzutake, 1470 nucleotides. RefSeq lists its product as uncharacterized. The record is from RefSeq and is a predicted model, not a curated record. The transcript is spliced from 3 exons. NCBI's taxonomy places the organism in Eukaryota, Fungi, Basidiomycota, Agaricomycetes, Cantharellales, Hydnaceae. Bases 1 to 1470 code for a protein of 489 amino acids.
AUGAUUUGGACCCCAGGGGAGAAGCAGUUUUAUGCAUUUUCCCUCAUAGCUGCACUUCUUCAGCACAUCCCGUCAUCAUGGAAAGUUGGCAUUCUCUAUGAUAUUGGUUGCCAAAUGGAUCGUGCACUGAAGAAGUUGGAUUUUGCGCCAGGCUGGCGAUCCCGUCUCACCUGGGGGGUAUCAAUCUUCCAUGCAUAUGGCCAUCAGUACAAUUGUCAGCUCUGGUAUCACCCAUGUAAGAGUGUGAUCUGGGGCCUUACGGAUGGCGAAGGUUGCGAGCGAUUUUGGAGUGAGCUUCGACGAUUAAUCCCUGGGCUACGUGUAACUGGUUAUCAUCGGCGUCUCUUCAUCCUUGAUACGCAAGUGGGCUAUAUUGACACGCAGAAACUUCCGGCCCUUGCCAGGUGGUUGCGUACUCACACAGCAAAGGCUCAUGGGAAGGAGAGAGAUGCGCUGGAAAAACUUGGGAACCGUUCCGUUGCGCAACUGCUCGAGUAUUUCGCUGAGCAGCGAGUACAUCACUCCAAAAACCUCAGCAGCGUCAAUCAAAAGUUGCAGAAGAAAAUUCACGAGGAUUUGAAGAGGUGUGGCAGCGCUCUUCAGGAUCCAACUGAUUCUGUUGCUCGUGCGCUGCUGGCGGAUUGGCAGGAGAGGUUUGACCAGAGUGAGCAGAAGUUAGUCCAAUUGGAAAGACAAAUUGCAGACCAGACUGUGGCACUCGAAUCAACACGACCGGUUGAUUUCUCAGAGCUCCAGAAGCUCAAGAAUGACAAGUGGACCAAUGAGCUUCUGAACCUUCGUGUUAUCAAAGAUCAGCUCCUUCAUAAGCUGCGAGCCAGGAAAGCCGAGUUGAGUGUGCUGGAUCGAUCUCACGCUGUUCGAGCUCUGGAUCAGAGUAUGAAGGCCCAUGUCGAGAAAGCGGUGAAUAAGCGUUCAAGCGGCAUUGAAUCCACCCUCUCGAAAUACAACAAUAAGUUGAAGGAGCUCGGUGCACUGCGGAAUGCGGAUCCCGCCCUUCGCGAAGUCUAUCUUCCACCAGUUAUUCCUCGUCGUAACCUAUACAAGUUAGAUGUUGACCAGCCCAUUUGGGAGAACUCUGACCGGCCAGAAGCUUCGGGAGAUGCUCUUCCCUGUUGGCUUACUGAUGUGGAGGUCAAGGAGGGGAUUCGUUAUGCGCAGCAGUUGAAAAAUAGCCACCAAGAGCUUGCAAGGUGCAAAGCGGAGCACGCUAACUUGCGUCAGUGGUUUUUACAAGAAUAUCAGGCACCUGACUUAAGGGGUUUGAUUCGCAUGGAUGGUCGGGAGGAUAGUCAGGAGGAUCUCAUCAGUGAUGAUGACCAAGAAGAGUUGGAGCUUGAAGUCGAUAAUUACAAUGAUUCCGACCUGAUUCUUGCUGCAGCAGAGGCGAUAGCUUCUGAUGGCUUCAUGGAUUUUCAUCACGAUCUGGAACAUGCUGCUGAACAUGUCUGA